Vicia faba (fava bean) is the source of this 324-nucleotide messenger RNA. The record is from the annotation of a GenBank genome assembly. NCBI's taxonomy places the organism in Eukaryota, Viridiplantae, Streptophyta, Magnoliopsida, Fabales, Fabaceae.
AUGGAACCACUUCUGGAGAUGUUCAAGCCAAAAUAUCUUCAUGUACCAGAAGUUGAGCUAUCCUUGGUUGUUUCUGAACAAGAGGUUCAGACUGAACAAGCGAUUCAGCCUAAAGGUACUCCUCCUCCUGAACAGCAAGUCAUUUCUCAGACUAAAAUUGAAACUACUUCUGGAACUGAGAAGCCUUUUGGAUCUGAAUCUAUGCCUAUGAAGCUUAUGAUGUUUUCAAACUCUGAAGUCUUGCGCUCAACAAACUCUGGUGAAGAGUGUUACCAGAUUCUGGAACAAGACUCGGGAUACCAAGUUUUGAAGACUCUCUCAUAG